AGACCUCCAGUGAUGACAACAACACGAACACAACUGUUGUGUCAUCAGGGGGUGCUCGUCUCUUCACCUUCCCUGCUGUCUGACUCUUCAGUCGACCGUUCAUUUGUCUAACUGUCGCGUUCCUCUGCGGUCCUCCGCGGACGAGUCGUAAAGUGUGUUGACGUCUGGUCGUAAGUCCUGCUCGUUGGAGGGAACUUCUGCUGACACAGCAGACCUGAGAUGAGCUGAAGACCCAGGAAGGGUCGUCACGUCAGACCGGUACGGUUCACUGACACCAGGGCCCGGGUCUGGUCCGAGAGGGGGGGUUCACUGAGAGUUCGCCGACCUACGGUGAAGCGGGAACAGGGAGACAGACAGCCACCGCCCGUCAGGUGAUGAGAGCUGAGCUGUAGCGGACAGUCGAGGCAUCAUGGAGGACGACUACAGGCCUCUGCUGAGCUCAGAGCAGACUGUAGAGAGCUACUCACACAAAGGCUCCACAGACUCUCUGGACGUCAAGGCUAAAAGGCCGUUCCACGUGGAGCCAAGGAACAUCGUGGAUGAUGAACCUCAGGAGAGGGUCACUGCUGAGGCCGCCAUCCUCAACAGCAGAGUCCACUACUACGGCAGACUGACGGGCUCCUCUGACAGGCUGCUGAGUCCUCCAAACCAUGUGAUCCCCCGGCCGGAGGAGAUCUACAUCUACAGCCCCCUGGGGACGGCUUUCAAGGUGACCGGAAGUGACCCCUCCUCUAAAAACCCCAGUAUCAUCACCAUAUUUGCUAUAUGGAACACCAUGAUGGGCACGUCCAUCCUCAGCAUCCCCUGGGGUAUAAAGCAGGCUGGCUUCACUCUGGGGAUCCUCAUCCUCAUCUUCGUCGGCCUGCUGAUGCUCUACUGUUGUUACGUCGUCCUCAAAUCACCAAAGGCCAUACCCUAUGUGGACACGUCGGACUGGGAGUUCCCGGACGUGUGCAGGUACUACUUUGGUAAAUUUGGCCAGUGGUCCAGCCUGGUGUUCUCCAUGGUGUCCCUCAUUGGAGCCAUGGUGGUUUACUGGGUCCUCAUGUCUAACUUCCUCUACAACACGGGACAGUUUAUCUACAACUACGCUCACAACGUCAACAUGUCAGAUUCACAGUUUGGAACCAACGGCUCAGACAGAGUCAUCUGUCCGUACCCGAACACUGACCCUGGAAGGAACGACACCACCACCACGCUCAUCUUCAGCAACAGCGGAAAUGACACGUCUGACACCGGCUCGUUUGAACACUGGUGGAGCAAAACCAACACCAUCCCCUUCUACCUCAUCAUCCUGCUGCUGCCGCUGCUCUGCUUCCGCUCAGCCUCCUUCUUCGCUAGGUUCACCUUCCUGGGCACCAUAUCAGUGAUCUACUUGAUCGCGCUGGUCACCGUUAAAGCUGUCCGCCUCGGGUUCCACCUGGAGUUCCACUGGAUCGACACGACAGAGUUCUACGUUCCAGAGUUCAGACUGCUCUUCCCUCAGCUGACUGGAGUCCUCACUCUGGCCUUUUUCAUUCACAACUGCGUCAUCACGUUAAUGAAGAGCAACAAGAACCAAGAGAACAAUGUGCGGGACCUGUCUGUGGCCUAUCUUCUAGUAGGGCUGACCUAUCUGUAUGUGGGAGUGUUGAUCUUUGCUGCCUUCCCCUCACCUCCUCUCUUCAAAGACUGCAUCGAACCAAACUUCUUAGACAACUUCCCCAGCAGUGAUGUGAUGGUGUUUGUGGCUCGGACCUUCCUGUUGUUCCAGAUGAUCACAGUCUACCCCCUGCUGGGGUACUUGGUGCGGGUCCAGAUGAUGGGCCAGAUCUUUGGCAGUCAUUACCCCAGUUUCUUCCACGUUCUGUUUCUGAACCUGGUCAUAGUUGCAGCUGGCGUCCUGAUGGCCAAGUACUAUCCCAACAUCGGAUCCAUCAUACGGUUUUCUGGAGCGACGUGUGGCCUGGCUCUCGUGUUCGUCUUCCCUGCUUUAGUCCACAUGAUCUCCCUGAAGCGUCAGGGGACGCUGCGCUGGCCCUCAGCCCUCUUCCACAGCUUCCUGAUCCUGCUGGGCCUGGCCAACCUGCUGGCUCAGUUCUUCAUGUAGAGACAGCUAGACGUAGAUGCUCUGAACCAAUCGGAGGCAAGAUUAAAAGAUGUGAUAGAUUUCAGAUGGAGAAUAAUGGUGUGUGUUAUCCCAGUUACGCCAUGGCUGCCAGUGUAAUGCCCUGAUAACCCACAGCAUCCUGCAGACGGUCAGCGUUAAUGUGUGUGGCUGUGAUGUCAGAUUAAAUAUCACACGCUCAGAGUGAUGUCAUUUGUAAAGGUUUCCAUUUCAGGGGAAGAAGAGGAGUCAAAUGUCUCGGUUUGAUAACAUUAUCUUUUUUUAUUUUCCAGCCCGUGGUAUUUCUAUGAUCAAAUCUUCCUGGGAGAUAAUUUCCUGAAUGAUACUGUUGAUUAUUCCUGCCCAGACUGAUCCCAGACCUGCCCAGGCAAACAGUGUGUUGAAACUGUUUCUUUAAUAACAUCAGCAGCAGCAGCAGCAGCAGGAACAUGUGGUGUGUGGGGUCACGAGCAGGGGAGUGUGUUUUAAACUGUUAUAUUAAAGCUCUGUUUUUAUCUCCGUUCAAACAGCAGCUCAAUCCAGCACUAAUUCUACUACAGCGAGUGAACUUUAAAGCUGCUGUAAUCAGUAUUUUUAUAAUAACAAUGGAUCUAAUAAUAAUGUGUAAUAUGAGAGGCUUUGCUCUUUGUGAUGAACCUACAGAGAGUCUGAAUCUGCAGCUUCACAGAGCUUCACACUGAGUUUCAGCUCGGUGUUGAUCCGUGUCUUUUGCAGCUGCAGCAGAUGUUUCCACUGUCCUCUACCUGCAGACAGACUCAGUCUGAGCAGCUGUUGAACAUAGUGGAUUUCCCUCAGGAGCUGGUGGAGAUCAAACACAGAGCUAAAAGAGAGGGGACACUGGACUGAGAUUCAUCACCACUCCACACGAAGCACCAUGGUGAUGUGUGGAAAUAAGCAGCUGUUUGACAACAAGGUCACUAUGUGUGUUUAAAAGGUGGUGAUACGUCAGUGCUUCACUUCACUGCCCCCUAGAGACCAAAACAAUCAGUUACUGCAGGUUUAAAUGUGAUUUACAUGUGAUUUUAUUUUCAUAUAGAUGUGUGUCUGUCUGACACCAGGGAAUCAUUACUAACUUUGUGAUCAUAUAAACUGUUUGUAUGUUCUGAGGACAGCCAUGUUGUGUGCCUACUUUUGAAGAAACUUUAUGCACAACCUUUUAAUUUUAUGAAUAGUGUUGAUUUACAUGUUUGACAUGUUUAUAUGACGCCUAUAUUGUAGCUGCUGUCCUCAGUGUGUUGUAUUUUUUAUUAAUGAUAGGAUAGACAAAGGGAAUGUGUGUGUGAAAAUAAACCAUAUCAGUCUGGAA
Messenger RNA from Seriola dumerili (greater amberjack), 3413 nucleotides. It is a transcript of the gene slc38a9, whose product is annotated as solute carrier family 38 member 9. Gene Ontology annotation, molecular function: amino acid transmembrane transporter activity. The transcript is spliced from 15 exons. Bases 410 to 2089 code for a protein of 559 amino acids. Gene Ontology annotation, biological process: amino acid transmembrane transport. NCBI's taxonomy places the organism in Eukaryota, Metazoa, Chordata, Actinopteri, Carangiformes, Carangidae. The record is from RefSeq and is a predicted model, not a curated record.